Messenger RNA from Daphnia carinata, 752 nucleotides. It is a transcript of the gene Rrp47, whose product is annotated as nuclear nucleic acid-binding protein C1D-like. NCBI's taxonomy places the organism in Eukaryota, Metazoa, Arthropoda, Branchiopoda, Diplostraca, Daphniidae. Gene Ontology annotation, biological process: maturation of 5.8S rRNA; regulation of gene expression. The record is from RefSeq and is a predicted model, not a curated record. Gene Ontology annotation, cellular component: exosome (RNase complex); nucleolus. The transcript is spliced from 3 exons. Gene Ontology annotation, molecular function: DNA binding; RNA binding. The coding region runs from base 71 to 610 and encodes 179 amino acids.
UUCAUGUUCUCGGCUUUUUGUUAAUAAACAAGUUCUACGUGUGUUUUCGUGCUGGGAAGUGCUGCAGUUUAUGCAGGAGCAUCUACAUAACACGUGCAAGAUGGAAUGGAUCAAGAAUAAAGAUUUCCCACAAGAAAUGGCAGAAAAUGCCCAGAAUCUCGAUUCCGCUUUGUCGGAAAUGGAGACUGUUGUCAACCAAUUGAUUUCCAUGCCAUUAAACGAAGCCCAUUCGUGUAUGAAACCCUUGGAACGAUCCAAGUAUGACACAGCUUCUGUGUACGCUGUAACUUCUCUUUUCUGGGCAUAUAUGAAAACACAAGGUGUUGAUCCUAAAACAAAUGGCUUGCCAAAGGAACUAGAAAGAGUAAAGAAUGUUAUUGGUCGGGCCAAACAGAUAGCUGACAAAGCCUUAGCACCAAAACUUGAUGUUAGUGCAGCAAAAAGAUUCAUUCGUGGAGGUCUGUGGGAAUCUAAGGAUGGGGAAAAAAAAGAUGAUGGCAACAUGGGUAACCAAGUACAAGAUGGAGAUGUUCCUAAGCCACCCCUUAAUAAAAGAAUAAGAUUUGAUGAUGAUCUUAGUUCUACACAAUUGACUAAUGAGGAAAGGUAGUGUCACCGGAAUACAUUCAAUAUUAAUUGUAUUCGCACAUUCCCGGACUUCGUACUUUUAAAGAAACCACCUUUUUGUAAUUUUAUAAAAUCUUGAAUAAGGUAACGCGUUUGGUACAUUAAAUGGUCGUAAAUGAAAUGUA